Diabrotica virgifera virgifera (western corn rootworm) is the source of this 532-nucleotide messenger RNA. RefSeq names its product kunitz-type serine protease inhibitor bitisilin-1-like. The record is from RefSeq and is a predicted model, not a curated record. The transcript has 2 exons. Lineage: Eukaryota; Metazoa; Arthropoda; Insecta; Coleoptera; Chrysomelidae. Gene Ontology annotation, molecular function: serine-type endopeptidase inhibitor activity. The coding region runs from base 124 to 438 and encodes 104 amino acids.
AUUAUCAACGAUACAAUAGGUCAAAGGUCCGCAUUUUGGUAGGUAUAAAACUGUCUGCCCACUGAUCUUAUAUAAUAGUAAAAAAAAUUCAAGACAAACCAGAAAUAAAAAUCACAACAGAAGAUGAAAACUACGGCAUUAUUUUUUUGUUUUUGCAUCAUUGCUAUCAGCCAAGUAUUUGGUGACGAAGAUCUUCCAGAUAUUAAAGUACAAAAUGAAGAUCCAGAAGCUCAAGCUGCAAGAUCUUUUAGAAAAGAAGAUUGUAACCUAGGUGUAGAAACUGGAUUCCGUUGUCGUGCCAGGAAGCCAGUGUAUAGAUGGAGCAACGAGGACAAUAAAUGUGUCAAAGACUACUAUGGAGGCUGUCAUGCUACCAAAAACAACUUCAGGUCUAAAGAUGACUGUGUCAAGACCGCCACCCCAGUUUGCUCUAGCUAAUUUUAGAUUAAUCAAAAACAUGCAUUUAUAAAAAAUAUAAAACAUAUUUUAUGAGAAUAAUAAAUAAAUUUAAUAAAUAAAUAAUUUUUUGUAA